This is a messenger RNA of Punctularia strigosozonata HHB-11173 SS5, 795 nucleotides long. RefSeq lists its product as uncharacterized. Gene Ontology annotation, biological process: transmembrane transport. Gene Ontology annotation, molecular function: transmembrane transporter activity. The transcript has 5 exons. The record is from RefSeq and is a predicted model, not a curated record. NCBI's taxonomy places the organism in Eukaryota, Fungi, Basidiomycota, Agaricomycetes, Corticiales, Punctulariaceae. Bases 1 to 795 code for a protein of 264 amino acids.
AUGUCUGACAAGCAGGGCAGGAUAGACGACGCGAGCGAUGGAAACGCUGAGCCGGCGAACAUGUCUGAAAAAUCAGAUCGGGAGCACUCGUCGGACGACGCCCGGACUCACGCCGCUAGUCCUCCGGCCAAAGCGAUAGUCGCACUCACUUCCUAUGCCGCGCUUUUCAGUCCGCUCACCGCCAACAUAUACCUUCCUGCGAUACCCACGCUCGUGAAAGCCUUUCACACAAGUACAGAGAAUAUCAACCUGACGGUCACGGUAUACAUGGUCAUGCAAGGAAUAUCACCCAUGAUAUGCAUCCUCCCGGAGACGCUCAGGUCGAUGGUCGGCAACGGCAGUAUACCUCCCCCUCGCAUCUACAGGACGCCUAUCAAUCUGAUAGGCGGCCGCUAUGCCCCAGAUGCCGUUGAACGUGCUCCGACCAAACGCUUCGCCAACCCCUUCGAAUUAUUCCUCUAUCCUGAUCUCGACUUCUUGCUCAUUUUCUUCGCCCUCAUCUAUGCCGUGCUCUACGGAGUCGUCGCGUCCAUGUCGUCGCUUUUCGCGGUGGCCUAUCCAUUUCUGGAUGAGACAGACCUCGGUCUUCUCUUCCUCGCCAUCGGUGGCGGCAUGAUCGUCGGGACGGCGACGAUGGGCAAGGUUCUCGAUUGGGAGUAUCGUCGUAUACGGGAUGGCCUGGUUUGCAAAUAUCUGGCGGAGAAAGAGAACGGGGACGUCGCCCACAUCAGGAAAAAUCGGACUAUCGAAAGAGUCGCUUAUUGGGUACCGAAACCCUCUAAAGCUACUAAAUGA